AAACCGUGCAGUUCAACUUACCACUGCUCUUCCCCUCGUUGUUUCUCUUCCCUUCUCACCACCUUUGCCAACGAGCUAGGCGUCAAUUCCCUGCGGGCAAGGUAACUCAAUUUCGCUCGGUUUUAGCAUGCCGCCUCUGUUACUCCUACAGGAAAAAAAUGCUCGUGCUCCCUCUUCAGGGUGUUAGCGUUUAAACGAACGGUUUUUUUGUUUUCUUAUUGACUACUUCUUCUUCCGCUAUAUGUUAUCGUUCUGAAAUUCCAAUUUGACAUUUUAAGUGGCAAACGAAACGAAAAGUAAACAACCAGCGCCGCGUAAAGUGAAAAAUUAUUUUAGCUUUCAGUAAUAGAAAAAAUGUCUUCGAGUUUUGAUUCCAACCUCCGGCGGCAGCGAAAGCGGUAUUUGGAAGAUUUGGAGCGAGAAACAGAGGCGGAAUGGAACCAGAUAAUUUGCUCCAGAUCGGACGGAGAAGUAGAAAUUUCUUUUCCAAAUAUGAUAAAUGACCAAACUGCCGAUACUAACAACAAUGGUGAUGGUAAUGAUACUAACAACUUUAUGGAUAUGGACGUUGAUUUGGGAAAUAACAUAGAUGAUGUAGAUAGUAUUAGAAACAAUGUGGAAAGUGAUCAUGAGGAUGCCGAUUGUGACGGUGAUGAUAAUAUCACAGCAGGAUGGGGGACUGCUUACAGUUUCUUAGAGAAAUUGACGGGGACAGAAGCUCUAAAAUACUGGGCAAAUUUGGGAAACCUGCCACGAUCGUUACUUAAUAUGCUUCUGGCGAUCUUAAGGCAUCAUUUCAACAUAGAUGUUCCAAAAGAUUCGCGGACAUUCCUCAAAACCCGCACCCGGACCGGUUUGGAAAUUCAAUCGCUCGCGGGUGGACAAUUCUGGUAUCAAGGGAUUAAGACGGUCCUGCAACAACAUUUUCGAAAUGUCAUUCCCGAAGAAGACCUUUUUACGAUUCAAGUGUCUAUCGACGGGCUGCCACUGUUCAGAAGUUCGAAACGUGGACUGGAAAAACCGGAGCUGGUGGAAGAAUAUUUUCGGCCACUAGUGUUGGAGAUCAAUGAUCUUCAACAAAGAGGCUUGCAGUUCGGCAACAAGCAACUGCAAACUAUAAUGCAAAGCAUGGGUGUUUAA
This is a messenger RNA of Anopheles funestus (African malaria mosquito), 1140 nucleotides long. RefSeq lists its product as uncharacterized. NCBI's taxonomy places the organism in Eukaryota, Metazoa, Arthropoda, Insecta, Diptera, Culicidae. The transcript is spliced from 6 exons. The record is from RefSeq and is a predicted model, not a curated record. Bases 355 to 1140 code for a protein of 261 amino acids.